UGUCCCCGCACUUCUGCCUCCUCCCGGUACCCGACAAUGACCACCCUGGUCAGCGUGGACACCCUUCCAGAAUAUGAGAAAAGUCAGAUCAAGAGAGCCCUGGAGCUGGGGACCGUCAUGACUGUGUUCAGUUUCCGCAAGUCCACCCCUGAGCGCAGGACUGUGCAGGUGAUCAUGGAGACGAGGCAGGUGGCCUGGAGCAAGACCGCAGACAAGAUUGAGGGCUUCUUGGAUAUCAUGGAAAUUAAGGAGAUCCGUCCAGGGAAGAACUCCAAGGACUUUGAGCGUGCCAAAACAGUCCGCCAGAAGGAAUGCUGCUGCUUCACCAUCUUCUAUGGCACCCAGUUUGUCCUCAGCACACUGAGUUUAGCAGCUGACUCUAAGGAGGAUGCAGUCAAGUGGCUUUCUGGCUUGAAGAUCUUACACCAGGAAGUCAUGAACGCCUCGACACCCACAAUUAUUGAGAGUUGGCUGAGGAAGCAGAUUUAUUCUGUGGAUCAAACCAGAAGAAAUAGCAUCAGCCUCCGAGAACUGAAGACCAUCCUGCCCAUGAUCAACUUCAAAGUGAGCAGUGCCAAGUUCCUCAAAGAUAAGUUUGUGGAAAUAGGCGCGCACAGAGAUGAACUCAGCUUUGAGCAGUUUCAUCUCUUCUAUAAAAAACUUAUGUUUGAGCAGCAGAAAUCGAUUCUCGAUGAAUUUAAGAAGGAUUCGUUCACCUUCAUCCUGGGGAACACAGACCGGCCAGAUGCCUCCGCUGUUCACCUGCACGACUUCCAGAGGUUUCUUUCACAUGAGCAGCAGGAGUCAUGGGCUCAGGAUCUCAACAAAGUCCGUGAACGGAUGACCAAGUUUAUCGACGAUACCAUGAGGGAAACUGCUGAGCCCUUCUUGUUUGUUGAUGAGUUCCUCACAUACCUGUUCUCACGAGAAAACAGUAUUUGGGAUGAGAAGUAUGACGUGGUCGACAUGCAGGAUAUGAACAACCCCUUGUCUCACUACUGGAUCUCCUCGUCACAUAACACGUACCUCACAGGAGACCAGCUGCGAAGUGAGUCAUCCCCAGAGGCGUACAUCCGCUGUCUGCGUAUGGGCUGCCGCUGCAUUGAGUUGGACUGCUGGGAUGGGCCAGAUGGGAAGCCCAUUAUCUACCAUGGCUGGACACGGACCACCAAGAUCAAGUUUGACGACGUUGUGCAGGCCAUCAAAGACCACGCUUUUGUCACCUCCAGUUUCCCCGUGGUCCUGUCCAUUGAGCAGCACUGUGGCGUGGAACAGCAGCGCUACAUGGCCAAGGUGUUCAAGGAGGUGCUGGACGACCUGCUGCUGGUGAAGCCCACUGAGGCCAGUGCUGACCAGCUGCCCUCACCCAGCCAGCUGCGCGGGAAGAUCAUCAUCAAGCAUAAGAAGCUGGGUCCCCGAGGCGAUGUGGACAUCAAUGUGGAGGACAAGAAGGACGAACAGAAGCAGCAGGGGGAACUGUACAUGUGGGAUUCCAUCGAGCAGAAAUGGACUCGUCACUACUGCGCCAUCGCCGAUGCCAAGCUGUCCUUCAGUGAUGACAUUGAACAGACGAUUGAAGAGGAGUUGCCCCAGGACACGCCCCCCACGGAGCUGCACUUUGGGGAGAAGUGGUUCCACAAGAAGGUGGAGAAGAGGGUCAGCGCCGAGAAGCUGCUGCAGGAGUACUGUGCCGAGUCGGGGGGCAAGGAUGGGACCUUCCUGGUGCGGGAGAGCGAGAGCUUCCCCAACGACUACACCCUGUCCUUCUGGCGGUCCGGUCGGGUCCAGCACUGCAGAAUCCGCUCCACCAUGGAGGGGGGCACCCUGAAGUUCUUCUUGACUGACAACCUCAUGUUCACCAGCAUCUACGCCCUCAUCCAGCACUACCGCGAGAGUCACCUGCGCUGUGCCGAGUUCGAGCUGCGGCUCACUGACCCUGUGCCCAACCCCAACCCACACGAGUCCAAGCCGUGGUAUUACGAUGGGCUGAGCCGGGGAGAAGCAGAGGACAUGCUGAUGCGAGUCCCCCGCGACGGGGCCUUCCUGGUCCGGAAGCGUGAAGGUGCUGACUCCUACGCCAUCACCUUCAGGGCCCGGGGGAAGGUGAAGCAUUGCCGGAUCAAUCAGGAUGGCCGGCACUUUGUUCUGGGGACCUCGGCCUACUUUGAGAGUCUGCUGGAGUUGGUCAGCUACUACGAAAAGCACGCCUUGUACCGCAAGAUGAAGCUGCGCUAUCCCGUGACCCCUGAACUGCUGGAACGCUACAACAUGGAAAGAGAUAUAAACUCCCUCUAUGAUGUCAGUAGGAUGUAUGUGGACCCCAGUGAGAUCAAUCCUUCCACGCCUCAGAGAACCGUGAAAGCUCUAUACGACUACAAAGCCAAGCGAAGUGACGAGCUGAGCUUCUGCCGUGGCGCCCUCAUCCACAAUGUCUCCAAGGAGCCCGGGGGCUGGUGGAAGGGCGACUAUGGCGCCCGGAUCCAACAGUACUUCCCAUCAAACUACGUCGAGGACAUUUCAACAGUUGAUGUCGAAGAGCUAGAAAAGCAGAUUAUUGAAGACAAUCCCUUAGGGUCUCUUUGUCGAGGGAUAUUGGAUCUCAAUACCUAUAACGUGGUGAAAGCCCCACAGGGGAAAAACCAGAAACCCUUUGUCUUCAUCCUGGAGCCCAAGAAGCAGGGAGACCCCCCGGUGGAGUUUGCCACUGACCGGGUGGAGGAGCUCUUCGAGUGGUUCCAGAGCAUCCGCCAGAUCACCUGGAAGAUAGACACCAAGGAGAACAACAUGAAGUACUGGGAGAAGGACCAGUCGAUCGCCAUCGAGCUCUCCGACCUCGUUGUCUACUGCAAACCCACCAGCAAAACCAAGGACAACUUAGAAAACCCCGACUUCCGAGAAAUCCGCUCCUUCGUGGAGACCAAGGCUGACAGCAUCAUCAAACAGAAGCCCAUGGAUCUCCUGAAGUACAAUCAGAAGGGCCUGACCCGCAUCUACCCCAAGGGACAAAGGGUCGACUCUUCCAACUACGACCCUUUCCGCCUUUGGCUGUGCGGCUCCCAAAUGGUUGCACUUAACUUCCAAACUGCAGACAAGUACAUGCAGAUGAAUCACGCCCUGUUUUCCCUCAACGGGCGGACGGGCUACGUCCUGCAGCCUGAGAGCAUGAGGACCGAGAAGUAUGACCCUGUGCCUGCUGAGCCCCAGAGGAAGAUACUGAUGACCCUGACCGUCAAGGUUCUUGGUGCCCGCCACCUCCCCAAGCUUGGCCGAAGCAUUGCCUGUCCGUUUGUCGAGGUAGAGAUCUGUGGAGCUGAGUACGACAGCAACAAGUUCAAGACAACAGUUGUGAAUGACAACGGCUUAAAUCCUGUCUGGGCUUCGACACAGGAGAAGGUGACAUUUGAAAUUUACGAUCCAAAUCUCGCCUUCCUGCGCUUUGUGGUUUACGAGGAAGAUAUGUUCAGUGACCCCAACUUCCUGGCUCAUGCUACGUACCCCAUUAAAGGUAUCCGAUCAGGAUUUAGAUCGGUUCCUCUCAAGAACGGCUACAGUGAAGACAUAGAGCUGGCUUCCCUCCUGGUUUUCUGUGAAAUGCGACCGGUUCUGGAGAGCGAAGAGGAACUUUACUCCUCCUGUCGCCAGCUGCGGAGGCGGCAGGAAGAACUAAACAACCAGCUAUUCCUGUACGACACCCACCAGAACUUGCGCAACACCAACCGGGACGCCCUGGUGAAGGAGUUCAAUGUCAAUGAGAACCAACUCCAGCUGUACCAGGAGAAGUGCAACCGGAGGUUGAGAGAGAAGAGAGUUAGCAACAGCAAGUUCUACUCCUAAGAGCCAGGG
This is a messenger RNA of Chrysochloris asiatica (Cape golden mole), 3843 nucleotides long. RefSeq names its product phospholipase C, gamma 2 (phosphatidylinositol-specific) (gene PLCG2). Gene Ontology annotation, molecular function: phosphatidylinositol-4,5-bisphosphate phospholipase C activity; protein binding. The record is from RefSeq and is a predicted model, not a curated record. Lineage: Eukaryota; Metazoa; Chordata; Mammalia; Afrosoricida; Chrysochloridae. Bases 37 to 3834 code for a protein of 1265 amino acids. The transcript has 32 exons. Gene Ontology annotation, biological process: positive regulation of epithelial cell migration; phosphatidylinositol-mediated signaling; phospholipid catabolic process.